AUGACUCACUGUCUCUGCCUCAUGUAUUGUCUACAUUUCACUCAUUCUCUUUAUCCCUCACUCAUUCACUCACUGUCUCUGUCUCAUGUAUUGUCUACCUCUCACUCAUUCUCUUUAUCCCUCACUCAUUCACUCACUGUCUCUGUCUCAUGUAUUGUCAACCUCUCACUCAUUCUCUUUAUCCCUCACUCAUUCACUCACUGUCUCUGUCUCAUGUAUUGUCAACCUCUCACUCAUUCUCUUUAUCCCUCACUCAUUCACUCACUGUCUCUGUCUCAUGUAUUGUCUACCUCUCACUCAUUCUCUUUAUCCCUCACUCAAUCACUCACUGUCUCUGUCUCAUGUAAUGUCUACCUCUCACUCAUUCUCUUUAUCCCUCACUCAUUCACUCACUGUCUGUCUCAUGUAAUGUCUACCUCUCACUCAUUCUCUUUAUCCCUCACUCAAUCACUCACUGUCUCUGUCUCAUGUAUUGUCUACCUCUCACUCAUUCUCUUUAUCCCUCUAUCAAUGACUCACUGUCUCUGCCUCAUGUAUUGUCUACAUUUCACUCAUUCUCUUUAUCCCUCACUCAAUCACUCACUGUCUCUGUCUCAUGUAAUGUCUACCUCUCACUCAUUCUCUUUAUCCCUCACUCAAUCACUCACUGUCUCUGCCUCAUGUAAUGUCUACCUCUCACUCAUUCUCUUUAUCCCUCACUCAUUCACUCACUGUCUCUGUCUCAUGUAUUGUCAACCUCUCACUCAUUCUCUUUAUCCCUCACUCAUUCACUCACUGUCUCUGUCUCAUGUAUUGUCAACCUCUCCUCAUUCUCUUUAUCCCUCACUCAUUCGCUCAAUGUCUCUGUCUCAUGUAUUGUCAACCUCUCACUCAUUCUCUUUAUCCCUCACUCAUUCCUCACUGUCUCUGUCUCAUGUAUUGUCAACCUCUCACUCAUUCUCUUUAUCCCUCACUCAUUCACUCACUGUCUCUGUCUCAUGUAUUGUCAACCUCUCACUCAUUCUCUUUAUCCCUCAUUCAUUCACUCACUGUCUCUGUCUCAUGUAUUGUCAACCUCUCACUCAUUCUCUUUAUCCCUCAAUCAUUCACUCACUGUCUCUGUCUCAUGUAUUGUCAACCUCUCACUCAUUCUAUUUAUCCCUCACUCAUUCACUCACUCUUUCACUCAUUCUUUUAUCCCUCACUCAUUCACUCACUGUCUCUGUCUCAUGUAUUGUCUACGUUUCACUCAUUCUCUUUAUCCCUCUACCUCUCACUCAUUCUCUUUAUCCCUCACUGUCUCUGUCUCAUGUAAUGUUUUCUACCUCUCACUCAUUCUCUUUAUCCCUCCCUCAUUCACUCACUGUCUCUGCCUCAUGUAAUGUCUACCUCUCACUCAUUCUCUUUAUCCCUCACUCAUUCACUCACUGUCUCUGUCUCAUGUAUUGUCAACCUCUCACUCAUUCUCUUUAUCCCUCACUCAUUCACUCACUGUCUCUGUCUCAUGUAUUGUCAACCUCUCACUCAUUCUCUUUAUCCCUCACUCAUUCACUCACUGUCUCUGUCUCAUGUAUUGUAAUGUCUACCUCUCACUCAUUCUCUUUAUCCUUGUCUACAUUCAUUCUCUUUGUCUCUGUUCAUUCACUCACUGUCUAUGUCCUCAUAUAUUGUCUAUUCUCAUUUCUCUUUAUCCCUCACUCAUUCACUCACUGUCUCUGCCUCAUGCAUUGUCUACCUCUCACUCAUUCUCUUUAUCCCUCACUCAUUCACUCACUGUCUCUGCCUCAUGUAUUGUCUACCUCUCACUCAUUCUCUUUAUCCCUCACUCAAUCACUCACUGUCUCUGUCUCAUGUAUUGUCUACCUCUCACUCAUUCUCUUUAUCCCUCACUCAAUCACUCACUGUCUCUGUCUCAUGUAUUGUCUACCUUUCACUCAUUCUCUUUAUCCCUCACUCAUUCACUCACUGUCUCUGUCUCAUGUAUUGUCUACCCUCACUCCAUUCUCUUUAUCCCUCACUCAUUCCUCACUGUCUCUGCCUCAUGUAUUGUCUACCUCUCCUCAUUCUCUUUAUCCCUCACUCAUUCACUCACUGUCUCUGCCUCAUGUAUUGUCAACCUCUCUCCUCAUUCUCUUUAUCCCUCACUCAAUCACUCACUGUCUCUGCCUCAUGUAUUGUCUACCUCUCAUUCUCUUUAUCCCUCACUCAAUCACUCACUGUCUCUGCCUCAUGUAUUGUCUACCUCUCACUCAUUCUCUUUAUCCCUCACUCAAUCACUCACUGUCUCUGUCUCAUGUAUUGUCUACCUCUCACUCAUUCUCUUUAUCCCUCACUCAUUCACUCACUGUCUCUGUCUCUGUCUCAUUUAUUGUCUACCUCUCACUCAUUCUCUUUAUCCCUCACUCAUUCACUCACUGUCUCUGCCUCAUGCAUUGUCUACCUCUCACUCAUUCUCUUUAUCCCACACUCAAUCACUCACUGUCUCUGCCUCAUGUAUUGUACCUUGUCAUUCUCUUUAUCCCUCACUCAUCACUCACUGUCUUUCAUCCCUCACUCAUUCACUCACUGUCUCUGUCUCAUGUAUUGUCUACCUCUCACUCAUUCUCUUUAUCCCUCACUCAAUCCUCCUGUCUCUGCCUCAUGUAUUGUCUACCUCUCACUCAUUCUCUUUAUCCCUCACUCAUUUCACUGUCUCUGUCUCUGCCUCAUGUAUUGUCUUUACCUCUCACUCAUUCUCUUUAUCCCUCACUCAUUCACUCACUGUCUCUGUCUCAUGUAUUAUGUACCUCUCACUCAUUCUCUUUAUCCCACCUCAUUCACUCACUGUCUCUGUCUCAUGUAUUGUCUACCUCUCACUCAUUCUCUUUAUCCCUCACUCAAUCACUCACUGUCUCUGCCUUCAUGUAUUGUCCUCACCUUUAUCCCUCACUCAUUCUCUCUUUAUCCCUCAUUCACCACACUCAAUCUGUCUCUGUCUCAUGUAUUGUCAACCUCUCACUCAUUCUCUUUAUCCCUCACUCAUUCACUCACUGUCUCUGUCUCAUGUAUUGUCUACCUCUCACUCAUUCUCUUUAUCCCUCACUCAAUCACUCACUGUCUCUGCCUCAUGUAUUUACCUCUCACAUUCUCUUUAUCCCUCUCAAUCAUUCUCUUGUAUUGUCUCCUCUCACUCAUUUCUUUUAUCCCUCACUCAUUCUCUCACUGUCUGUCUCUCAUGUAUUGUUUACCUCUCACUCAUUCUCUUUAUCCCACACUCAAUCACUCACUGUGUCUCUAUCCUGUCUACUUCUCCACUCAUUCUCUUUAUCCCUCACUCAUUCACUCACUGUCUCUGUCUCUCAUGUAUUGUCUACCUCUCACUCAUUCUCUUUAUCCCUCACUCAUUCACUCACUGUCUCUGUCUCAUGUAUUGUCUCCUCUCACUCAUUCUCUUUUCCCCUUUGUCUCCUCACUCAAUCACUCACUGUCUCUGCCUCUCAUGUAAUGUCUUUCCACUCUCCUCAUUCUCUUUAUCCCUCACUCAUUCCUCCUGUCUCUCAUGUCUCAUGUAUUGUCAACCUCUCACUCAUUCUCUUUAUCCCUCAUUCAAUCACUCCUGUCUCUUCCUCCUGUCUCUAUCCCCUAUCAUCACUACCUGUCUCUGCCUCCUACCUCUCACUCAUUCUCUUUAUCCCUCCUCAUUCCUCACUGUCUCUGUCUCAUGUAUUGUUUACCUCUCACUCAUUCUCUUUAUCCCUCACUCAAUCACUCCUGUCUCUGCCUCAUGUACCUCUCCAUGUCUCUGUCUCCAAUCCCUCUCAGUCUCAUUCUCUUUAUCCCUCAUUCUCAUUCACUCAACUGUCUCUGUCUCAUGCAUUGUCUACCUCUCACUCAUUUCUCUUUAUCCCUCACUCAUUCACUCACUGUCUCUGUCUCUCUACCUCUCACUCAUUCUCUUUAUCCCUCACUCAAUCACUUCCUGUCUCUGCCUCGUGUAUUUGUCUACCUCUCACUCAUUCUCUUUAUCCCUCACUCAAUCCUCCUGUGUCUGUCUCAUGUAUUGUCUACCUCUCACUCAUUCUCUUUAUCCCUCACUCAAUCACUCACUGUCUCUGUCUCAUGUAUUGUCUACCUCUCACUCAUUCUCUUUAUCCCUCCUCAAUCUCACUGUCUCUGUCUCAUGUAUUGUCUACCUCUCACUCAUUCUCUUUAUCCCUCACUCAAUCACUCACUGUCUCUGCCUCAUGUAUUGUCUACCUCUCACUCAUUCUCUUUAUCCCUCACUCAAUCCUCCUGUCUCUGUCUCAUGUAUUGUCUACCUUUAUCCCUCACUCUCAUUCUCUUUUAUCCCUCUCAUUCAAUCCUCACUGUCUCUGCCCCUCAUGUAAUGUCUACCUCUCACUCAUUCUCUUUAUCCCUCCUCAAUCCUCACUGUCUCUGUCUCAUUGUCAACUCCCUGUCUCUAUCCCUCACUCAUUCCUCACUGUCUCUGUCUCAUGUAUUGUCUACCUCUCACUCAUUCUCUUUAUCCUUCACUCAAUCACUCACUGUCUCUGUCUCAUGUAUUGUCUACCUCUCACUCAUUCUCUCUUUAUCCCUCAUUCUCAAUCACUCACUGUCUCUGCUCAUGUAUUGUCUACCUCUCUCAUUCUCUUUAUCCCUCUAUCAAUCACUCACUGUUCUGCCUCAUGUAUUGUCUACCUCUCACUCAUUCUCUUUAUCCCUCACUCAAUCACUCCUGUGUCUCAUCUAUUGUCUACCUCUCAUUCUCUUUAUCCCUCCUCAUUCCUCACUGUCUCUGCCUCAUGUAUUGUCUACCUCUCCUCAUUCUCUUUAUCCCUCUCAUUCCUCACUGUCUUGUCUCUUUGUCCCUCUCACUCAUUCUCUUUAUCCUCACUCAAUGUCUGUCUCUGUCUCAUGUAUUGUCUACCUCUCCUCAUUCUCUUUAUCCCUCACUCAAUCACUCACUGUCUCUGCCUCAUGCGUCUGUCUAUUCUCCUCUCCUCAUAA
Acanthosepion pharaonis is the source of this 4968-nucleotide messenger RNA. Lineage: Eukaryota; Metazoa; Mollusca; Cephalopoda; Sepiida; Sepiidae. The record is from the annotation of a GenBank genome assembly.